Condylura cristata (star-nosed mole) is the source of this 12168-nucleotide messenger RNA. RefSeq names its product dynein, axonemal, heavy chain 3 (gene DNAH3). The transcript has 62 exons. The record is from RefSeq and is a predicted model, not a curated record. Gene Ontology annotation, molecular function: minus-end-directed microtubule motor activity; ATP binding; ATP hydrolysis activity. Gene Ontology annotation, biological process: microtubule-based movement. Gene Ontology annotation, cellular component: dynein complex. NCBI's taxonomy places the organism in Eukaryota, Metazoa, Chordata, Mammalia, Eulipotyphla, Talpidae.
AUGAGUGACAUGGAUUGUUUAUCUCAGAAGAUCAGCAAAAGUGACUCGAUACAUCACAUGAGUCACUCCCGUGCGCGGCCAGAGCUGCCCCCUCUGCCCGUUUCUGCUAAUGAGGAGCCGUCUGAACUCUAUCAGACGGUCAUGUCGCACAGCUUCUACCCCCCGUUGAUGCAGCGCACAUCAUGGACCCUGGCUGCGCCCUUCAAAGAGCAGCAGCACUACCGAGGACCCAGCGACUCAAUUGCCAACAACUACUCCUUGAGGGCCCAAGACCUGAAGCUGAAGGAUCUGAAGAAGGUCUCCCUGCCGGUCACCAUCAGUGUCCCUAGGGAAAGGGUUGUUCAAGACCGAUCAUCAGCAAGUAAAUGCUCAUUAGAGCCCAGCAAGAAGAAACUGAAGUUCUCCUGCAAAGUCAAAGAGGAUUCCAUUGGGUCCAAGUCUGGUAGCAGUUCCGCCUUCCAAAUUGGGAAGAAGACACUGGGGAUAACUUUGCCUAUUCCGGAAAGCAGGCCUAUGAGUCCAGAAGAACAGAUUGCUGUGAUGCUACAGCAGGAGAUGGACACAGAAAGUAAAGAAACCAAACCAUCUGAAUCAGACUUGGAGAGAUACUGUUACUAUUUGGCCAAUGGAAUCCCAAAAGAAAUGAUUGCUGCUGAGGACAAGGAAGUGAUGAAUCGGAUUUUCAAAUUGGUUUCUAACACACUGCUGACAAAUCCUAGCCUGGAACCUCUGGUGAUGGUCCUGGUGAAGGAGAAGGAGAGUGACUAUUACAGCAGUCUCAUGAAAAGCAUUGUUGAUUACAUCCUCAUGGACCCAAUGGAGAGAAAAAGACUCUUCAUCGAGAACAUCCCCCGAGAGUUCCCUCAAAGGGUGAUCCGGGCCCCAGUGCCCUGGCACAAUGUCUACAAGAAUGCCAAGAAGUGGAACGAAGAGCAUCUGCACACGGUGAACCCCAUGAUGCUCAGCCUGAAGGAACUGUGGUUUGCAGAAUUUAGAAACCUCAGAUUCGUUCGAACAGCAGAACUACUGGCAGGAAAAUUGCCUCUGCUGCCUCAUGAAUAUCAGGAAGUGAUCCAGAAUCACUGCAUGGAAUUGCAUCAAAUUCUCCUCAACAAAUGGAUCCCCACCUGUGCCCAGCUCUUUGUGUCUCAGAAGGAGCAGUGGGUCCAUUUUGCACCCAAGAGUGACUAUGACUCUUCCCAUAACAUUGAGGAAUAUUUUGCUUCUGUUGCAUCCUUCAUGUCGCUCCAGCUCAGGGAGUUGGUUGUUAAAUCUCUUGAGGACCUCCUUUCUUUUUUCAUGAUACACAAGGAUGGGAACGAUUUCAAGGAGCCCUACCAAGAGAUGGAGUUCUUCAUGCCUCAGCUAAUCAAGAUCAAACUUGAAGUCCAGGAACCCAUUAUUGUCUUUAAUCCAUCUUUUGAUGACUGCUGGCACUUAAUACACAAUUCUUUCUUGGAAAUUAUUAAGAACUCUAAGGGAAUCCCCAAGGUGGAAUCUGCCCUGUUCCCAGAAUUGAAAGGAUAUGACCUGACUCUCAGAACCAUUAGCCCUGAAGAAAAUCUGGUUAAUGAUUUGGUGAAUCAAGCUUUCGAGGUAUUUCUGAAAAAUCAAGUUGGCCCCCACAAAUACUUAGAUGUAUAUAAAAAGUAUGAUGACUUACUAGAUAACACAGCAGAGCAAAACAUCUCUGUUUUCCUGAAAGAGAAUCAUGAAAUCGAGGAUUUUGUGACGCGGAUCAGCAGUAUAAAAAAAAGAAGAACUGAAAUUGCAUCUAUGCAUAUCACCGUGCCUUUGGCCAUGUUCUGCCUUGAUGCCAUGGUCCUAAAUUAUGACCUUUGUGAACGAGCCCAAAAUCUUAAAGACCGACUAAUUCAAUUCCAAGUGGAUGUAAAUCGAGACACCAAUACCAGCAUUUGUAAUCAGUACAGCAUCAUUGCAGACAAAGUCAGUGAGAUUCCUGCCAAUACGGAGGAGCUGGUAUUCCUCAUUGAAUUCUUAAAGAAAUCUAGUGAUGUCACAGUGUUCAAACUCAGGAGGCAACUAAAAAAUGCAGUUGAACGGCUGGAGUUCCUGAUGGACUAUGCAGAUUUGCCCCGAGAGUCAAUUGAAGAUAUCUUUGAGAACUGCCGAAACCUCCUCAUGAACAAGAGGGAUCAGGCGGAAAUGGACCUGAUUAAAAGGUGCUCAGAAUUUGAGUCAAAACUUGAGGGCUUCAGCAAGGAACUGGAAGGCUUUAGGAAGCGUGAAGUGAUGACUACAGAAGAAAUGAAGAAUAAUGUUGAAAAGCUUAAUGAGCUUUCCAAGAACCUAGAUCAAGCGUUGGUGGAAUUUGAGCUGAUCAAUAAGGAGGAAGAACUGCUGGAAAAAGAGAAGAGCACCUUCCCCCUCCUGCAAACCAUCAUGACCAACAAAAUGCCUUAUGAGCAGCUAUGGGUGACGGCCUACGAAUUUAGCACCAAGUCAGAGGAAUGGAUGAACGGACCCCUCUCUUUACUAAAUGCUGAGGAAAUUGUAGAAGAAGUCGGUAAUAUGUGGAGGACGAUAUAUAAGUUGACCAAGACUCUAGUUGAUGUACCUGCCCCCAGGCGCUUAGCAGAGAAUGUGAAAAUGAAGAUUGAAAAGUUCAAGCAGCACAUCCCCGUCCUCAUCAUUUCCUGCAACCCAGGAAUGAAAGAACGGCACUGGCAACAGAUUAGUGAGAUUGUCGGCUAUGAAAUAAAACCCACUGAAACGACCUGUCUUUCAAAUAUGCUGGACUAUGGAUUUGGCAAAUUCGUCGACAAACUGGAGCCCAUUGGCGCAGCUGCCAGCAAGGAACAUUCUCUGGAGAAAAACUUGGAGAAAAUGAAGUUAGACUGGGUUAACAUGUCAUUCAACUUCGUGAAGUACAGGGACACUGAUACAAGCAUCUUGUGUGCAGUUGAUGACAUUCAACUGCUCCUCGAUGAUCAUGUGAUAAAGACCCAGACCAUGUGCGGCUCCCCAUUCAUCAAGCCAAUAGAAGCAGAAUGUCGGAAGUGGGAAGAAAAACUAGUUCGUGUACAAGACAUUUUGGAUGCCUGGCUGAAAUGUCAAGCCACCUGGCUGUACCUGGAACCAAUCUUCAGUUCAGAGGACAUCAUUGCCCAGAUGCCAGAAGAGGGCAGGAAAUUUGCCAUUGUCGAUAAUUAUUGGAAAUCACUUAUGUCCCAAGCUGUGAAGGAUCCAAGAGUACUGAUGGCAGCAGACCAGCCACGGAUGAGUGAGAAACUUCAAGAAGCCAACCUUCUGUUGGAAGACAUCCAGAAGGGGCUGAAUGAUUACUUGGAGAAGAAGAGACUGUUUUUCCCCAGGUUCUUCUUCUUGUCCAAUGAUGAGCUACUGGAGAUCUUGUCAGAGACAAAGGACCCCCUCCGAGUGCAGCCACACCUGAAGAAGUGCUUUGAAGGAAUUGCCAGGCUGGAGUUCACAGAUCUUUUGGAGAUUGUGGGCAUGAUCAGCUCAGAGAAGGAAACCGUUCCAUUCAAUCAGAAAAUCUACCCAGCUCAAGCCAAAGGCAUGGUGGAAAAGUGGUUGCAGCAGGUGGAGCAGAUGAUGCUUGCCAGCCUGCGGGAAGUUAUUCGACUGGGGAUUGAAGCAUAUGUCAAGGUCCCGCGUAACCAGUGGGUCUUGCAGUGGCCUGGCCAGGUAGUGAUCUGUGUCUCCUCCAUCUUCUGGACCCAGGAGGUAUCACAAGCCCUGGUUGAGAAGACUUUACCAGAUUUUCUGCAAAAGAGCAAUAAUCAGAUCACACAAAUUGUGCAGCUGGUUCGAGGGAAGCUGAGCAGUGGUGCUCGACUCACCCUUGGGGCCCUCACAGUCAUCGAUGUCCACGCACGUGACGUGGUAGCCAAGUUAUCUAAGGACAAUGUCUGUGAUCUGAGUGAUUUCCAGUGGAUCUCCCAGCUGCGCUACUACUGGCAGGAAAAUGAUGUGCAUGUGCAGAUGAUCACUACUGAAGCCUUGUAUGGCUACGAGUACUUGGGAAACUCCCCCCGGCUGGUGAUUACACCCCUCACUGACCGCUGCUACAGGACACUGAUGGGAGCUUUGAAACUGAACCUUGGGGGUGCUCCAGAAGGUCCGGCUGGGACAGGCAAGACAGAAACCACCAAAGAUCUGGCCAAAGCUUUAGCCAAGCAGUGUGUGGUCUUCAACUGCUCAGAUGGCCUGGAUUACAAAGCCAUGGGGAAGUUCUUCAAGGGGCUGGCCCAGGCUGGGGCAUGGGCCUGUUUCGAUGAGUUCAACAGAAUUGAGGUAGAAGUGCUGUCCGUUGUAGCUCAGCAGAUUCUCAGCAUCCAACAAGCCAUUAUCCGGAAGUUAAAGACAUUCAUCUUUGAAGGCACCGAGCUCUCUCUGAACCCAACCUGCGCUGUCUUCAUCACCAUGAACCCUGGAUAUGCUGGCAGGGCUGAACUGCCAGAUAACCUCAAGGCUCUAUUUCGGACAGUGGCUAUGAUGGUGCCAGAUUAUGCCCUUAUUGGAGAAAUCUCCCUCUAUUCUAUGGGGUUUCUGGACUCCAGAAGUCUUGCCCAGAAGAUUGUGGCAACCUACCGCCUGUGCUCCGAGCAGCUCUCCUCCCAGCACCACUACGACUAUGGCAUGCGUGCAGUCAAGUCUGUGCUCACUGCCGCGGGCAACCUGAAGCUCAAGUAUCCAGAGGAGCAAGAGAGCGUCCUGCUGCUCCGGGCUUUACUUGAUGUCAACCUGGCCAAGUUCUUGGCUCAAGAUGUUCCUCUGUUUCAGGGAAUUAUAUCUGAUUUGUUUCCUGGAGUGGUACUUCCAAAGCCAGACUAUGACGUUUUUAUCGAAGUGCUGAAUGAGAACAUCAAAAAAAUGAAACUCCAACCUGUACCUUGGUUUAUUGGGAAAAUUAUCCAGAUCUACGAGAUGAUGCUGGUAAGACACGGCUACAUGAUUGUCGGAGACCCCAUGGGAGGCAAGACCUGUGCUUAUAAAGUGUUGGCCGCAGCUCUGGGUGAUUUAUAUGCAGCCAACCAGAUGGAGGAGUUUGCUGUAGAGUAUAAAAUCAUUAACCCCAAGGCUAUCACCAUGGGGCAGCUGUAUGGAUGCUUCGAUCCUGUCAGUCACGAAUGGACAGAUGGUGUCCUUGCCAAUACUUUCCGAGAGCAAGCAUCUUCCAUGUCUGAUGAGCGCAAGUGGAUUAUAUUUGACGGGCCCGUGGAUGCUGUUUGGAUUGAAAACAUGAACACUGUGCUGGAUGACAAUAAAAAGCUGUGUCUAAUGAGUGGCGAGAUUAUCCAGAUGAGUCCUAAGAUGAGUCUGAUCUUUGAGCCAGCCGACCUGGAGCAGGCCUCCCCAGCCACCGUGAGCAGGUGUGGGAUGAUCUACAUGGAGCCCCACCAGCUGGGCUGGAAGCCCCUGAAGGAUUCCUACAUGGACACCCUGCCCUCCAGUCUCACUAAGGACCAUAAGGAAUUGGUCAAUGACAUGUUUAUGUGGCUUGUCCAGCCCUGCCUGGAAUUUAUUCGCCUUCAAUGUAAAUUUGUGGUGCAAACAUCUCCUAGCCACCUUGCUUUCUCAAUGAUGAGACUGUAUACUUCUCUACUUGAUGAAAUCAAAGAUAUCAAUGAGGAAGACAGUGAAGUGGUUGAAGGCCCAACAAACCAACAGAUCUUCCUCUGGUUGCAAGGUCUGUUCCUCUUUGCCUUGGUGUGGACCGUGGCCGGCACCAUCAAUGCAGACGGUAGAAAGAAAUUUGAUGUGUUUUUCCGUAACCUAAUCAUGGGUAUGGAUGAUAACAAUCCUCGCCCUAAAAGUGUGAAAAUCACCAAAAACAACAUCUUUCCCGAAAGAGGCAGCAUCUAUGACUUUUAUUUCGUCAAGCAAAGUAGUGGGCACUGGAACAUGUGGACGGAUUACAUUACCAAAGAAGAGGAAAAAAUUGCAGCUAAUGCAAAGAUCUCAGAACUCAUCAUCCCCACCAUGGAGACAGCGCGGCAGUCCUUCUUCCUGAAAACCUACCUAGACCAUGAGAUUCCGCUGCUGUUUGUGGGUCCCACGGGCACUGGCAAAUCAGUCAUCACCAAUAAUUUUCUUCUCCGUCUUCCCAAAAAUGUCUACCUGCCCAAUUGCAUCAAUUUCUCUGCCAGAACUUCAGCCAAUCAGACCCAGGAUAUCAUCAUGUCCAAGUUGGAUCGGCGGAGGAAAGGCAUUUUCGGGCCUCCCUUGGGGAAGAAAGCAGUGGUAUUUGUGGAUGACCUCAACAUGCCAGCCAAAGAAAUCUAUGGAGCUCAGCCCCCCAUAGAGCUCCUGAGGCACUGGAUUGACCAUGGUUACUGGUUUGACAAGAAGGACACGACCAGGCUGGACAUUGUUGAUGUGUUGCUUGUGACAGCCAUGGGCCCCCCUGGAGGAGGAAGGAAUGAUAUUACCGCACGGUUCACUCGCCAUCUGAAUAUCCUUUCCAUCAAUGCCUUUGAAGAUGAAAUUUUAAGCAAGAUUUUCACUUCCAUCUCUGAUUGGCACUUUGGGAAAGGAUUUGAUGUGGCAUUUUUAAGGCACGGAAAGAUUAUGGUACAAGCUACUAAGACAAUUUAUAAGGCUGCAGUGGAGAAUUUCUUGCCAACUCCCUCCAAGUCACAUUAUGUUUUCAACCUGCGAGACUUUUCAAGGGUGAUACAGGGGGUGCUGCUGUGCCCUCACACCCACCUGCAGGAUAUAGAAAAACUUAUCCGACUUUGGAUUCAUGAGAUUUACCGGGUUUUCUAUGACCGUCUGAUUGAUCAUGAGGACAGAGAAAUCUUCUUCAACAUGGCAAAAGAAACCACUUCUAAUUGCUUCAAACAAUCCAUGGAGAAGGUCCUCAUCCACCUGUCACCCACCGGAAAGAUUGUUGAUGAUAAUAUCCGUAGCCUGUUCUUUGGUGAUUUCUUCAAGCCAGAAAGUGAAAAAAAAGUCUAUGACGAGAUCACUGACCUUAAACAGCUCACAGGAGUCAUGGAAUACUACCUGGAGGAGUUCAACAACAUCAGCAAGGCCCCCAUGUCCUUGGUCAUGUUUAAGUUUGCCAUUGAACACAUCUCCAGAAUCUGCAGGGUCCUGAAGCAGGACAAAGGUCACUUGCUCCUCGUGGGCAUUGGGGGUAGUGGGCGGCAGAGUGCAAGCAAACUCUCCACAUUUAUAAACUCAUAUGAACUGUACCAGAUCGAGAUCACCAAAAACUACUCAGGCAAUGAGUGGCGGGAAGACCUGAAGAUGAUCAUGCUACAGGUUGGCGUGAACACCAAAAGAACCGUGUUCCUUUUCACUGAUAAUCAAAUCAAGGAUGAGUCCUUUGUGGAGGACAUCAACAUGCUUCUGAACACAGGAGAUGUGCCCAACAUCUUCCCACCAGAUGAGAAGGCUGACCUUGUGGAGAAAAUGCAGAUGGCCGCCAGGACCGAAGGCGAGAAGAUCGAUGUCACCCCUCUUUCGAUGUACAACUUCUUUAUAGAAAGAGGAACUGACAAAGUCUAAUUUUCUCCAGCUAUGAGUCCAAUUGGGGACGCCUUCCGGAACCGCCUGCGGAUGUUCCCUUCACUGACCAAUUGCUGUACAAUUGAUUGGUUCCAGUCCUGGCCUACAGAUGCCCUGGAGUUGGUGGCCAACAAAUUUCUACAAGAUGUUGAGCUUGAUGACAAUAUUCGGAUAGAGGUCAUCUCCAUGUGCAAAUAUUUCCAGGAGAGUGUGAAGGAACUUUCGGUCGAUUAUUACAACACGCUUCGCAGACACAACUACGUAACCCCCACCUCCUACCUGGAGUUGAUCCUGACCUUCAAGACGCUCCUGAACAGCAAGAGGCAAGAGGUGGAUAUGAUGAGGAGCCGCUACCUGACCGGCCUGCAGAAACUCGAAUUUGCGGCUUCUCAGGUGGCUGUCAUGCAAGUGGAACUGACUGCCCUCCAGCCUCAGCUCAUCCUCACCUCCGAGGAGACUGCUAAGAUGAUGGUGAAAAUUGAAGCAGAGACUAGAGAAGCUGAUGGCAAGAAACUUCUAGUGCAGGCGGAUGAAAAAGAAGCCAAUGCUGCUGCUGCCGUUUCCCAAGCAAUCAAGAAUGAAUGUGAGGGCGACCUGGCAGAGGCGAUGCCGGCACUGGAAGCUGCACUGGCUGCACUGGACACCCUGAACCCCUCUGACAUCUCACUGGUGAAGGCGAUGCAGAAUCCACCAGGCCCUGUCAAGCUGGUCAUGGAGAGUAUCUGUGUCAUGAAAGGGCUGAGACCAGAGCGGAAACCAGACCCCAGUGGCACCGGUAAAAUGAUUGAAGAUUAUUGGGGGGUGUCAAGAAAGAUUCUUGGGGACCUGAAAUUCCUGGAGAGUCUUAAGACAUAUGACAAAGACAACAUCUCCCCUUUGAUCAUGAAGAGAAUCCGGGAAAGGUUUAUCGAUCACCCUGAUUUCCAGCCAGCCGUCAUUAAAAAUGUGUCAUCUGCCUGUGAGGGUCUGUGCAAGUGGGUGAGGGCCAUGGAGGUGUAUGACCGUGUGGCCAAAGUGGUAGCUCCCAAACGGGAGCGCCUGAAGGAGGCAGAGGAGAAGCUGUUUAAACAGAUGCAGAAGCUGAACCAGAAGCGAGCAGAGUUGAAGCUGGUGGAAGACCGCCUGCAGGCCCUGAAUGACGAGUUUGAAGAGAUGAACAUCAAGAAAAAGAUCUUGGAGGAAAACAUUGAUCUCUGCUCCCAAAAGCUCAUCAGGGCAGAAAAGUUGAUCAGUGGUCUUGGGGGAGAGAAGGAUAGAUGGACAGAAGCUGCCCAUCAGCUAGGGAUCCGCUAUACCAACUUGACAGGGGAUGUAUUGUUGUCCUCGGGGACGGUGGCUUACCUAGGGGCCUUUACCGUGGAUUACCGUGCUGACUGCCAGCAGCAGUGGUUGGCCCGAUGUAAGGACAGAGUUAUCCCCGGCUCCAGUGACUUCAAUCUCAGCAACAUACUAGGGGAUCCUGUAAAAAUUCGUGCUUGGCAGAUUGCUGGGCUCCCUAUUGACUCCUUCUCCAUUGACAAUGGCAUCAUUGUGUCUAAUUCCAGACGCUGGGCCUUGAUGAUUGACCCCCAGGGACAGGCCAAUAAGUGGAUCAAAAACAUGGAGAAAGUGAACAAACUGUCAGUUAUCAAGUUCUCAGAUACCAACUACGUGAGGACUCUGGAAAAUGCUCUACAGUUUGGCACCCCAGUCUUACUGGAAAAUGUGGGGGAAGAGCUAGACGCCUUUAUUGAACCCAUCUUGCUCAAGUCCACAUUCAAGCAGCAAGGGGUUGAGUACAUGCGUUUGGGUGAGAACAUUAUCGAAUACUCUCAGGAUUUUAAGCUGUAUAUCACAACCCGUUUGAGGAACCCGCAUUACCUCCCCGAAGUCGCCGUGAAAGUCUGCCUCCUCAACUUUAUGAUCACCCCCUUGGGUCUCCAAGAUCAGCUCCUAGGCAUGGUAGCCGCCAAGGAGAAGCCAGACCUGGAAGAGAAGAAGAAUAAAUUGAUUGUGGAGAGUGCCAAGAACAAGAAGCAGCUGAAGGAAAUUGAAGAUAAGAUCUUGGAGGUUCUAUCUCUGUCCGAGGGCAACAUCCUGGAGGACGAGACUGCCAUCAAAAUUCUCUCCUCCUCCAAACUACUGUCUGAAGAAAUCUCUGAGAAGCAGAAAAUUGCCUCCAUAACAGAAACACAGAUUGACGAGACUCGGAUGGGUUAUAAGCCAGUGGCUGUUCACUCUGCCACCAUAUUCUUUUGCAUCUCUGACCUGGCCAACAUUGAGCCAAUGUACCAGUACUCGCUGACGUGGUUUAUCAACCUGUACAUGCUCUCGCUGGCCAACAGCCAGAAGAGCGAGGACCUGAUCUUGCGCAUUGAGUACAUCCUCGAGCACUUCACCCUCAGCAUCUACAACAACGUGUGCCGUUCGCUGUUUGAGAAGGACAAGCUGCUCUUCUCUCUCCUCCUGACCAUUGGCAUUAUGAAAGAGAAGAAAGAAAUCAACGAGCAGAUUUGGUAUUUCCUCCUCACUGGAGGCAUUGCGCUGGACAAUCCCCACCCCAACCCAGCCCCACAAUGGCUAUCGGAGAAGUCAUGGGGGGAGAUUGUCCGUGCAUCUGCUUUGCCCAAGCUGAAAGACCUGAUGGCACACAUGCAAGAAAACCCCGAUGAAUGGAGGCACAUCUAUGACUCAGCCUUGCCCCAUGAAGAGGACUUCCCUGGACCUUGGAAGUUCCUUGAAGGAUUGGAGAGGAUGGUGGUCCUCCGGUGUCUGCGGCCUGACAAGAUCAUCCCAGCCAUUAGGGAGUUCAUUGCUGAACACAUGGGCAACACCUACAUCGAAGCCCCCACCUUUGAUCUCCCAGGAUCCUACAACGAUUCCAGUUGUUGUGUACCCUUGAUUUUCGUGUUGUCUCCAGGUGCAGACCCAAUGGCAGGCCUGCUGAAAUUUGCUGAUGAUGUGGGAAUGGGAGGUACCAGAAUACAGACCAUCUCCUUGGGUCAAGGUCAAGGCCCUAUUGCUGCCAAAAUGAUCAACAAUGCCAUCAGAGAUGGCACCUGGGUGGUCUUACAGAACUGCCACCUGGCCACCAGCUGGAUGCCUGCCCUGGAGAAGAUCUGUGAGGAGGUGAUUGUUCCUGAGAGCACCAACUUCAAAUUCAGGCUCUGGUUAACCAGCUAUCCAUCAGAGAAGUUUCCAGUCAGCAUCCUCCAGAAUGGGAUCAAAAUGACCAAUGAGCCCCCCAAAGGGCUCCGGGCCAAUCUUUUGCGCUCCUAUCUCAACGACCCCAUCUCAGAUCCCACGUUCUUCCAAAGCUGUACAAAGCCAGUGAUGUGGCAAAAGCUAUUGUUCGGACUUUGCUUCUUCCACGCCAUUGUUCAAGAGCGGAGAAAUUUUGGGCCCCUAGGUUGGAAUAUUCCCUAUGAAUUCAAUGAAUCUGACCUCAGGAUUAGUAUGCGGCAGAUCCAGAUGUUUCUGAAUGACUACCAAGAGGUGCCAUUUGAAGCUCUGACCUACCUGACAGGGGAGUGUAAUUACGGAGGCAGAGUGACUGAUGACAAAGACAGGCGUCUCCUGCUGUCCCUUCUGUCCACCUUCUACUGUAAGGAAAUCAAGCAGGACCAUUACUAUCUUGCUCCUGGAGACACUUACUACAUUCCUCCUCAUGGCUCCUACCAGUCCUAUAUUGACUAUCUCAGGAACCUCCCCAUCACGGCACACCCAGAAGUGUUUGGGCUCCACGAGAAUGCUGACAUCACCAGAGACAACCAGGAAACCAACCAGCUGUUUCAGGGGGUGUUGCUGACUCUCCCACGACAGUCGGGAGGGAGUGACAAGUCCCCUCAGGAAGUGGUUGAGGACCUCGCCCAUGAUGUGCUCUCCAAGCUUCCCAAAGACUUUGACCUGGAAAAGAUUAUGACGAAGUACCCUGUGAUCUAUGAGGAGUCCAUGAACACCGUCCUAAGGCAGGAGCUCAUCAGGUUCAACAGGCUGACCAAAGUCGUUCGGAAAAGCCUCAUUGAUCUUGGCCGUGCCAUCAAAGGGCAGGUCCUAAUGUCCUCGGAGCUGGAAGAUGUCUUCAGUAACAUGCUUGUGGGCAAAGUGCCAGGCAUGUGGAUGGCCAAGUCCUACCCAUCGCUGAAGCCCCUUGGGGGCUAUGUGGCUGACCUGCUGGCCCGCUUGGCCUUCUUCCAGGAAUGGACUGACAAGGGGCCUCCUGUAGUUUUUUGGAUCUCUGGAUUCUACUUCACACAGUCUUUUUUGACGGGUGUCUCUCAGAAUUAUUCCCGGAAGUAUACCAUCCCCAUUGACCACCUCGGAUUUGAAUUUGAGGUGACCACCCAAGAAGCAGUCAUGGAGAAUAAUCCAAAAGAUGGGGCCUACAUAAAAGGGCUUUUUUUAGAAGGUGCCCGUUGGGACAGAAAAACAAUGCAGAUCGAAGAGUCUCUUCCUAAAAUCCUCUACGACCCUUUGCCCAUCAUUUGGCUGAAACCUGGGGAGAGCGCCACAUUUACUCAUGAGAACAUUUACGUGUGUCCGGUCUACAAAACCAGUGCCCGGAGAGGUAUCCUCUCUACCACGGGCCACUCCACCAACUAUGUUCUCUCCAUUGAACUCCCAACAGACAGGCCCCAAAAGCACUGGAUAAACCGAGGGGUGGCCUCACUGUGCCAGCUAGAUAACUGA